UUGAGUCGGGGAAUGGGGUUAACUGUUUUGCCUACUCCCUUACACAAAAUAGUCCUAAACUGUGAGCUGGUGCAGGGUGAAGUAGCUGUAGGAGUGCGCCCGGCGUUGCCCAUUGAGGGGAUUCAUUUUAUUUUAGGUAAUGGCUUGACUGGUGGUCGGGUUUGGGCUGACGCUGCGCCAUCACCGGUGGUUACUCCUAGUCAUGUUUCAGAUCAGAAGGUAAAUGACUCAUCUGAGGGCAUUUCUGCCUGUGUGGUAACACGAGCAAUGGUUAAGUCUGAUGUGGAGGCAUCAUCUGAGGGGGGUGGUGGUGAUGAGUUGGUAGCUCCGUCCUUGUCUGAUUUUCCUUUGUCCGUGUCAGUGAGUGAGUUAUUGCAGGAGCAGCAAAGUGACCCCUCACUGAAAGAGAUGUUUGAUCGUGUUGUUUCUGCUACAGUGAUAAGUAGUGCAGGUAGUGGCUACUUUGUGCGGAAUGGUGUGUUAUUCAGGAAGUGGGUUACUCUUGGUAAUGACUUUGUGGGAGAUCCAGUGUUUCAGUUAGUGGUGCCAGCUAAGUUUCGUUCGCUGGUCCUAAAAGUGGCUCACGAUGAGAGUGGGCAUUUUGGAGUUAAAAAAACAUAUCUUAACAUCUUGAAGCAUUUUUUUUGGCCGCGAGUAAAAAGAGAUGUUGCAGCGUAUGUUAAAACCUGUCAUGUGUGCCAAUUAACGGGGAAGCCAAACCAGUCCAUUAAGCCUGCUCCACUGCAGCCGAUUCCUGCUGUAAAUGAACCUUUUGAGUAUCUCAUUGUGGACUGUGUGGGCCCAUUGCCGUGUUCUAAGUCUGGAUGUAAGCAUCUCCUGACGGUGAUGUGUCAAAGCACUCGGUAUCCUGCUGCUUAUGCGCUAAGGUCGAUAACAACUAAAGCAGUGACGAAAGCUUUAACUCAGUUUAUUUCCGUGUUUGGUAUACCGAAAGUAAUCCAGAGUGACCAAGGUUCUAAUUUUUCUUCACACAUGUUUGAACAGGUGUUAAAAAUGUUACGGGUGCAGCAUAACCAGUCAUCGGCGUACCAUGCACAGAGCCAGGGGGCCCUGGAGAGGUUCCACCAGACUCUGAAAGCACUCCUGCGAUCGUAUUGCAUUGAGCUGGAUAAAGACUGGGAGGAAGGUCUUCCAUGGUUAAUGCUGGCGGCUAGGGAGGCAGUGCAGGAGAGUACGGGGUUUAGCCCCAAUGAGCUGGUUUUUGCGCAUACAGUGCGAGGGCCCUUGGCAGUAUUGAAAGAUGGCUGGGUGGACACUGAACCGCCCAAGAACUUGAUUGACUAUGUAAAUGGGUUUAGACAUCGAUUGUGGGUAGCAGGUGGGAUGGCAAGGGAAAAGUUGAUGAUGUCACAGAGCAGGAUGAAAAAGAUGUAUGAUCGCCAUACGGAACGCCAUGAGUUUAGUCCUGGAGAUCAGGUUCUCGCUCUUAUGCCGAUUGUGGGCUCUCCAUUUCAAGCCAAGUACACCGGUCCUUACACAGUCGCUAAAAAAAUGUCUGAGUUGAAUUAUGUCAUUGCAACCCCAGGACGGAGAAAAUCGACACAACUGUGUCAUGUCAAUCUGCUGAAGCCCUAUUACAGUCGGGACGCUGAGGUCAGCCUGGCAGAUAAAGAAAAGGUACGUCCGGCGCUUAUGGUCAACUCAGUUUCGGGGUCGCAGGAGGAAGAUGGGGUGCCGGAGCCUGAUGAUAGUUUAUUAUAUGGCCGGUUGAAUAAUUCAGACUCACUCAAAAAUUUGGAUAAACUUUUAUCCCAUUUGUCUGAGACCCAAUGUAGUGAACUGUCUGAUUUGGUGCGGAAAUAUUCCUGUUUGUUUGGAGAUGUUCCUACUUGCACGGAUUGGAUUGAACAUGAUAUUGACGUGGGAGAGGCGCAGCCAAUUAAACAGCGGUUUUAUCGCAUGUCGCCAGAGAAAUUGAAACAUCUAGAGUCUGAAAUUGAUUACAUGCUUAAGAACGGUCUUGCUGUACCAUCAUCCUCAAGUUGGUCAUCUCCUUGUAUUUUGGUUCCCAAGGUAGAUAGAACAUCUAGGUUUUGUACGGAUUUUAGAAAAGUAAAUUCUGUUACAAAACCCGACUGCUUUCCAAUGCCAAGGAUGGAUGACUGUGUAGAUCAGGUGGGGUCUGCCAGGUUUGUCAGCAAGUUCGAUCUGCUUAAAGGGUAUUGGCAGGUGCCUUUGUCUCAGCGUGCUCAGGAAAUAUCUGCAUUUAUUACGCCGUCGGGACUCUAUUCUUAUAAUGUUAUGGCAUUUGGUUUAAGAAACGCUCCAGCGACGUUUCAGCGUCUUAUGAAUCGUGUUGUGUCUGGUCUGAAGGGUUGUGCAGUUUAUCUGGAUGACCUAGUGGUUUACAGUGAUACAUGGCACUCUCACCUUCAACGUAUCCGGGCUUUGUUUGAGAGGCUUGCUGAGGCGCAUCUCACCAUUAAUUUGGCUAAGUGUGACUUCGCUAGGGCUACUGUGACAUAUUUGGGCCGUGUAGUGGGACAGGGCCGGGUGGCUCCAGUUCAAGAUAAGGUGAGGGCAGUGGAGAGGUAUCCUCAGCCUACAACAAAAAAAGAAUUGCAGCGUUUUUUGGGUCUUGUAGGUUAUUAUAGGAGUUUCUGUAAGAACUUCUCCACUGUGGUGUGUCCGUUAACGGAGCUGUUGAAGGCCAAGGUUAAGUUUGUUUGGUCCUUUGCAUGCCAGCAAGCUUUUGAUAGUAUCAAAUCUCUGUUAUGCUCGUCUCCUGUGCUAGCAGCCCCAUGUUUUGAUAAAAACUUUAUGCUUCAGGUAGAUGCUAGCCAGGUCGGAGCAGGUGCAGUAUUGCUUCAGGAGGAUGAUCAGGGGGUGGUAAGACCAGUUAGUUUCUUUUCUAAGAAGUUUAACCGUUACCAGUUUAAUUACUCGGUAAUAGAGAAGGAAGCACUGGCGCUUAUUUGGGCAUUGCAGCAUUUUCAGGUGUACAUAGGAGGUGCACCAGUCAUUGUAUACACGGACCAUAACCCUUUGACAUUUUUACAGUCAUUUAAGUGUCCAAAUCAAAGACUUAUGAGGUGGUCAUUGUUUUUGCAGGCCUAUGACCUUGACAUUCGGCAUAUUAAAGGGGCAGAUAACGUUAUAGCAGAUGCGCUAUCACGGGCCCCUGUUAUUUGAAUGUGCUAUGACAUUUGUGCUGCUGGAUGAGUUGCUUUGCUCUGCCUGUUUUCUUAAAUUUGCUUCCUAGGUACCAGGUUGCUGAAGAUUGGGUGGGAGUCUUAGCAGGCCAUGCGCAGAGGGAAGUCAGGUAGAUCCUUACUGAUUGAGAACACCUGGUCCCAGUGCGCCAGAGGAGAUAAAAGUUCCACCUUCAAGAUCGUCGGGCUCUCUGAUCCUUGCUACCAGCCGUCAUUUGCUUUGGUUUUGUUUCAUGUUUGUUUUUAUUUUAACACUACAACACUUUACGCCACGACCACUCAUCCACACUUACAUAACUGAGGUUGCUGACUAACCCAUCCCAUUAUUCAGGUAUUGUUUGAUUACUUUAUGUUAUAAUAAACCUUGUUAAAAUCAAUU
Pimephales promelas (fathead minnow) is the source of this 3552-nucleotide messenger RNA. Lineage: Eukaryota; Metazoa; Chordata; Actinopteri; Cypriniformes; Leuciscidae. The record is from RefSeq and is a predicted model, not a curated record.